GGAAAAGCUUCAUCUCCAUGUUGACUGACUCAUUCAAUUCCAACGUUUUGGUUCCUUUAUAUACUAAUUGAAGAGGUAGAAUUCAGUAUCGUUUUCAUUGAUUAAGAAAAUGGUUAGCCGUCUAAGCACAGGCAAGAGCUGGUACAAACAUUUCCAGUACGACGAAGGCAGAGACAAGCCUAGCGAUGUCCGGAACGUCAUGUUAAUAGUUGCAACCCUCAUAGCUGCCGUGACCUUCCAAGCUGGGGUCAGCCCUCCUGGUGGGGUGUGGCAAGAUAGCGAGCAUGGACAUGUUGCAGGCAGAGCUAUUUAUGCAUCUCAGGCACCAGCCUACUAUGUUUUCUUAAUUGCAAACACUCUGGCUCUUUCCGCCUCGAUACUUGUCAUCAUCUCUCUCACCUACAGGUUCCCUUUCCAUCUCGAAGUCAUCGUUGCCACAAUUUCGAUGAUGGUGACUUACGGUUCUGCAGUUUUCGCUGUCACUCCCCAUGAAUCCGUGAGGUUUCGGUACAUCAUGGCUGCAGCUGCUGUGCCUUUUGCAAUACGGUUUUUGAUUCAGCUCUUCAACAUAGUAUUCAGAAAAGGGUGAAAGAUCACCGGUGUUUUCCCUGGCGGGGACCCGAAUCACCUUCAGGCUUACUAGUUAUCAACAAAUAUCUAAGUGUAACCUAUGAGAGACUUAGUGAAUUGAUUUUGUUAGUUCAAAAUGCAAUUAACAACUGAAUUUUAUUAUAUUUUCGAGAUUUAUCGACUGUCUUGAAAA
Messenger RNA from Theobroma cacao (cacao), 763 nucleotides. RefSeq lists its product as uncharacterized. The record is from RefSeq and is a predicted model, not a curated record. Gene Ontology annotation, cellular component: plasma membrane. Lineage: Eukaryota; Viridiplantae; Streptophyta; Magnoliopsida; Malvales; Malvaceae.